Messenger RNA from Aphanomyces astaci, 2610 nucleotides. RefSeq lists its product as hypothetical. The coding region runs from base 1 to 2610 and encodes 869 amino acids. The record is from RefSeq and is a predicted model, not a curated record. Gene Ontology annotation, biological process: proteolysis. Gene Ontology annotation, molecular function: protein binding. Gene Ontology annotation, cellular component: extracellular region. NCBI's taxonomy places the organism in Eukaryota, Oomycota, Saprolegniomycetes, Saprolegniales, Verrucalvaceae. The transcript has a single exon.
AUGUCUCGGGGUCUCUUGCUCGCCGUCAUUGCGGCGAUCAGCGUGUUUAGCGCUAUUAACCUUUCCGAUGCCGCUGCGACCUGCUCGGCCAUCGAGGACAACACCGACUACGCGGGCAACGACAUCGCCCAAACAACGCAAGCCUCUGCCUCGAAUUGCUGCACCGACUGUGGCAACACCCCAGGCUGCAAGGCGUUCUCGUGGGAGGCUGGCACAUGCUACCUGAAGAGCCAGCCGUCCAACAAGGUCUCCACCCCAGGCUCCCGCGCCGCCAUCGUCAACUUGCCGGCCGCGACGUGCUCUGCCAUCCAAGAAAACACCGACCUGCCAGGCAACGACAUUGGCGACCCCCUUCAGCUGCCCACCGUGGGACUGUGUUGUACUUUCUGCGCAAACACGAACGGCUGUCUCGCGUACGUGUGGGUCCUUCGAAAUAACGUCGGCACGUGCUUGCUCAAGAGUAGCAAGGGAACGCCCAGCUCAUACCAAGGCGCGCGGGCGGCCUACUUGGACUCGUCUAUCACGCCACCCCCCACUCCUUCCCCCCCGCCGUCAGGGACGUGCGGUGUCGUGGAGCGAGAUGUCGACUACCCCUUCAAUGACAUCAUCUCGACCCAACGAAGCAAUUACAACGACUGCUGUGCCGAUUGUCAAGCGACCCCCGGCUGCUCGCUGUACGUGUGGGGCUCCACGGAUGGAGGGACUUGUUUCCUGAAGAGCAAAAAAGGCGACCGCGUGUCCUCUCCAGGCGCCCGUACUGGUGACUUGACGGUCACUGGUCCUAUCACCCCGCUCCCCAACGUUCAAUCAGCCGUGUAUGGGACGAACCCGUUGCCCACGAUUGCGUACAACUACAUCAGUGCAGCUCAAUGGAUCGACCAGAGCAUCAUGACCGCCGUCAUCUCCCAAGUCGAGAGAUUUGAAGCUGCCAACUUGGCCAACAAUUUCUCGCACGCAACGGGACCGUUCCAAGUGUUUGCCCUCGAAUCCGUCAUAGACAUGAACGUGUACAUCAACGUCACAUCCCAAGGCGAAUGUGCCACGCUGACCGCCGCGUACGGAAACAACUUCUUCACGUACUGGCCGCAACAUUUGUACUGCUUGGUGCAUAUCAACUCGAUGGCAUCGUCGCUGCAGAUGCUCACGGCGUCUGGCGUAGCGAUUGUGUAUCCCCAGAACUCGGAUCCAGCAUUUGUCGCUUCCACGGUGGCCAAUGUGGCCACCAACGCGGACUGUGUCACAGCGUGUGCGACAAAGCGCAACUGUGCUGGCGUCGAGUACUCCAGUGCCAACCGCAACUGCGUCUUGUAUCAACCACGGGCGUCCACAUUUCCAGAUGUGUCUGCUGGCUGGGUGUACAACCCCAUCUCGAAUGUCGACAACGCUGGCGUUCAGUACUCCCAAAUGACCUUGGCUGCCCUCCCCAACGCCUAUAUCAAGGAAUCCAUCCCGGGCGUGGCCUCGCUCCAAGCCUGCGCCUCGUCCGCCAAGUCCAAGUCCUACACGCUGUUCGCCUUCAAUUCCGCUACCAGAGUGUGCGUCUACUAUGCUCCCACCCCCAGCCCAACCAAAGUCCUCAGUCUGGUCAACACCCCGCUAGUUGCUGUGGUAUUAUCUGGCACGUUUGGCGCUGACGUGGCAAGCGGGGCGAUGGCUGCUUCCACCGCGGCAGACUGCUACAAGUUGUGCGUGCCGUCGCAGAACUUGUGCUUUGCGUCAGUGUUCGACUCGGCGUCCAAUACGUGCACGUACGUGAAGCCGUCGUUCGAUGCUUCGUCGACUCUUGGCUGGAUCAUUCCCAAGACUUUGCCAGACUCGAUGGCCACGGUGUCGCAGGUGGACUUUUACGUCACGGCCCACCAAGACGACCACGAGCUAUUCAUGUCUGCGCCGAUUUACUACUCGAUCAAGUCGCGAACUACCAAGUCUGUGUUUGUGUACAUGUCUGCGGGGGAUGCUAGCCGAACUGACGGAUGGUGGCAGGCUCGCGAAACGGGAACGCUGGCCGCCUCCAAGACCUGGGUCAACAUCUUCGGCUUGUACUCCCCCGUGUCAGUGUCGUCGACGGUUCUCUUCAACGGCCACCACAUCCAGAAGAUUGUGAUUGGCAACACGGUGCAUUACUUUCUUCGACUGAGCGAGGCCAACCUGGAGCUCGUUCUCAACAAGAAUCAACAAAAAGCCCCGCUGGACCAACCGAAUGAACCGUACGCCAACGCCCAAGCAGUCAAGAACGUGUUGAAGUCCAUCAUCGUCGCAGAAGCCACCAAGGUAGCCAAGGUCACAGCCAGCUAUUCCAACUACCUCAUCGACCCAAGUGAAGAUCACGUGUUGCACGUGGCAACUGGUCGCGUCACGGCCGAGUUGCUCAAUGCGGACUCCCUCUUCAAGACAUGUGUAUCUCAAACUCCAUUCUUUGGCUACCAGUACUGGCUGGAUGCAGUCAACAUGAAGGACCCGGAGAAGAUCUCCCAGCGAGCGGUAUGGUUGGGGUUGGGCGUGGGUAUCUUCAACCAACACGGCGAUCAAACGUGGUCAGACCAUUCGCCUGCGUUGGGCCGUACUUACACUGGCAACGCCGUCAUCAAGACGGCUGCCUGUGCGUUUUAG